AUGAUAGCUCAAAGAAUUGCUGCUACUCUAUCUAAUGUCACAAGAGGUGGAGUUAGGAAUGAAGGCAAUGUAGGGACCGCUAUAACAUGUACCUACAAAGACUUUAUGAAUUGUAAACCUAAGGUCUUACAAGGAAACGAAGGGGUUGUUAAUUUGACCAAGUGGAUUGAAAAGACAGAGUCCGUAUUUCUAAUAAGCUUCUGUCCAAAUGAUUGUAAAGUACGAUUUGCAGCUUGUACUUUUACUGAUGCAUCACUUACAUGGUGGAAUAGCCAUGUAAAUAAAAUGGGAAUUGAUACUGCAAAUUCCAUGAAAUGGGAAGAGCUAAAGAUGAUGCUAGUAGAGGAGUAUUGUCCUAGAGAGGAAAUACAAAAGCUGGAUCAGGAACUGUGGACCCUAACCAUGAAGGGUUUAGAGAUAAAAGCUUAUACCGCCAGAUUUAAUGAUCUUGCAGUAAUAUGUCCAAAACUUGUAACCCCUGAAUAUAAGAAGAUUGAUCGAUAUAUCUGGGGUUUAGCAUCGCAAAUCAAAGGCAUGUUGAUCGCAUCAAAGCCUACAACUUAUGACAACAGCAAGAGAAUAGCUCACCAGCUAACCCUCACAGAGAUCAAAGGAGCAGUAGUGGUCUCAAAUGAUAAGUGUCCCAAAUCUGGAACAAACAAGCACAAGUUUAAUGGGAAGAAUCCCAGAAAAUCAACUGAGAAAAGACAAGACGUAGCAACCAAUUACGUAGCCACGACGGCAGAAACCCCUCAAUGA
This is a messenger RNA of Lactuca sativa (garden lettuce), 759 nucleotides long. Lineage: Eukaryota; Viridiplantae; Streptophyta; Magnoliopsida; Asterales; Asteraceae. The record is from RefSeq and is a predicted model, not a curated record.